AUGAGGACAUCUGUUUUAGUGGCCGCUUCUGCUGGCACAAUCGUCGCUGGUCUGCUCGCAUAUGCCGCAUACUUCGAUCACAAGCGCCAGACCGACCCCGAGUUCCGCAAGUCCCUGAAGCGCAACAACAAGCGUCUCGCUAAGGCUGUGAAGGAGGAGGCCGAGGCCCAUGGUGCUGCUCAGCGCGAGGUGAUCAAGCAGGCUGUCCAGAGCGCCAAGGAGGAGGGCUUCCCCACCGAUCUGGAGGAGAAGGAGUCUUACUUCAUGACUCAGGUCGCCCAGGGUGAAGGCCUGUGCCAGGAUGGUGCCAGCCAGAUUGAGGCUGCCCUCGCCUUCUACAAGGCCCUCAAGGUCUACCCCCAGCCCCAGGACCUGAUCUCCAUCUACGACAAGACCGUUCCCAAGGAGGUUCUGGAGAUCCUCGCUGAGAUGGUCGCUAUGGACCCUGGUCUCAAGCUUGGUCGUUUCACUGGUGAGAGCCCUGCUGCUGCUGCCGAUAACCACGGUGUCGAGUAA
Penicillium malachiteum is the source of this 516-nucleotide messenger RNA. RefSeq names its product TOM complex receptor protein TOM20. Gene Ontology annotation, cellular component: mitochondrial outer membrane translocase complex; mitochondrial outer membrane. Bases 1 to 516 code for a protein of 171 amino acids. Lineage: Eukaryota; Fungi; Ascomycota; Eurotiomycetes; Eurotiales; Aspergillaceae. Gene Ontology annotation, biological process: tRNA import into mitochondrion; protein targeting; protein import into mitochondrial matrix. The record is from RefSeq and is a predicted model, not a curated record. The transcript is spliced from 3 exons. Gene Ontology annotation, molecular function: transmembrane protein transporter activity.